Molecule: messenger RNA, 1301 nt
Organism: Populus trichocarpa (black cottonwood)
Lineage: Eukaryota; Viridiplantae; Streptophyta; Magnoliopsida; Malpighiales; Salicaceae
Exons: 5
Coding region: 179-1201 (340 amino acids)
Source: RefSeq, a predicted model, not a curated record
CAAGGGGGUCCUUUUCAGUUUACUUGUACGAUUGUCUGAACGUCUGUGACUAGAAGACUAGCUGUUUUAAAGCAGAAUGGUAGGCGUUGAAUCUGGCUAGAAGAUAUCAGCUGCAUCAGCAAGAGCUCACACUCGAAGAAGCAAAGCUAAAUCCUCUUCCUGUUCACUCUCUCCAGCAAUGUUUGCAGCAAUAGCAGUGGCAUUGGCAGCAGGUCUUCUAAGUUGGGCUUACCAGACAAUAAAGCCUCCCCCUCCUAAGAUAUGUGGGUCUCCAGGCGGUCCUCGUAUCACUUCACCCAGGGUAAAACUCAGUGAUGGGAGGCACUUGGCCUACAGGGAAAUGGGAGUUCCUAAAGAAGAAGCUAAGCACAAAAUCAUUGUCAUCCAUGGCUUUGAUGACUCUAAAGAUCUGAGUUUACCCGUGUCACAGGAAACUAUAGAGGAGCUGAGCAUAUAUUUCCUUUUCUUCGAUAGAGCUGGUUACGGAGAGAGUGAUCCGUAUCCAUCACGCUCAGUAAAGAGUGAAGCAUAUGAUAUUCAAGAACUAGCAGACCAAUUACAGAUUGGGUCUAAAUUUUAUGUAAUUGGAAUGUCAAUGGGGGCCUAUCCUGUAUAUGGUUGUCUUAAAUAUAUACCACACAGGUUGUCUGGAGCUUCCUUGGUAGUUCCAUUUGUGCACUACUGGUGGCCUUCUCUCCCUGCUAAUAUUUCAAGAGAGGGUUUCCAAACGCUUUGCACAGCUGAUCAAAGGACAUUUCAAGUUGCCCAUCACACCCCCCGGCUAUUCUACUGGUGGAUGACUCAGAAAUGGUUCCCAUCAUUAUCAAUUAUGGCUGGAAACAUGAACCUUUUUAGCCCCCCAGAUAUGGAAAUCAUUAAGAAGCUGUCAGAAACUCCAAAAGUUGGUCAGGAAAAGGUUCGUCAACAAGGUGUCCAUGAAUCACUGCAUCGAGACAUACUAGCUGGUUAUGCCAAAUGGGAAUUCGAUAUCAUGGAUAUAAGUAAUCCUUUCCCUGAUAAUGAGGGUUCAGUUCAUCUCUGGCAAGGCUAUGAAGAUAGAAUCAUUCCAUUGCAAAUAAAUCGAUACAUUGCUGAGAAGCUUCCAUGGAUUCAUUAUCAUGAGGUUCCUGAUGCUGGACAUUUGAUGUUGUUCAAAACUGAGCUAUGUGAAGCAAUCUUAAGGGCACUUUUACUUGGUUAAGCCCUUUCUUAUCAUAAAGGCCACGUCUAUUGUGUACUGGUUUGAAAAACUCUCUGUUAUCAAUCUAUAUUUUAUAUAAUAAAACUAUGCAUUAAAAUUA